Messenger RNA from Corticium candelabrum, 2601 nucleotides. Its product is annotated as poly [ADP-ribose] polymerase 2-like. Gene Ontology annotation, cellular component: nucleolus. The transcript has 12 exons. The coding region runs from base 871 to 1875 and encodes 334 amino acids. Lineage: Eukaryota; Metazoa; Porifera; Homoscleromorpha; Homosclerophorida; Plakinidae. Gene Ontology annotation, molecular function: NAD+ poly-ADP-ribosyltransferase activity; NAD+-protein mono-ADP-ribosyltransferase activity. Gene Ontology annotation, biological process: protein poly-ADP-ribosylation; double-strand break repair. The record is from RefSeq and is a predicted model, not a curated record.
AUGGCGACCGACUUCCACAUUCUGUGCGAGUUUGGUUCUUCUUCUGUGACGAGUGGCGGUUGGUGUGGCGAGGGCGAAAUUUACUUGUCAUUCAGGAGAUCUAAUGUGUUGCAUGUGAUGUGUGGUGAUGCAGCAGGAAUGAUUUUCAGGUUUAGUCAGGAAGUUGUGUGGUCUGCAUCUGAUACGCAAACACAUUUAAAUUUCACUCUUUUGCAAGCUCAACGUGAAGCCAAUUUUUAACUCGCUCUAGGCACUAGCUCUAGUGUAAGAAAUGCAUAGUACUUUAGCACGUAACAGAGAGGUGGAAGUCUGAGGAUCUGGCUCACGGCUCAAGCUGACCAACAUUUGGGACCACCUUUCUUCUCUUUUCUUAGUUCUGGCUACGGCCUUGCAGAUGGACAGACAGACAGACAGACAGACAGAUAGGUGAAGAAUUGGAUAUGCAAUGUAGUGUGCACUACACCUAGUUAGUUAAUUACAUACAGUUUAGUUGUGGUUUGUGUUAAUGUAUUAAGACUUUUUGUGUUUGAUCUAAAUAUAGCAUAGACAGUUUUAGUCAUUUUCAAGUUUGAGACAGAGACAAGGAUUAAUGUCUAUUAUUUAGUGUUUGUAAAAUGUAUUGAAAUAAACAGACAGACACACAAGAGAUCCCCAACCUGGACUAUUGAUUUAUAACUCAGACUCAGUAGCUUGCCUACAUACAAAUGUUAGCAGGAUAGUGGGAGGUUCGACAGAAGGACGGUGGUCUAAAUGCAAAAUUGGUAACAGUUGACACGUAUGGUUUAUACAAUAAUGAAUGAAAUAUUUGAUGACGUGGGACGUUAACGUUUUUGUGUAGGUUGGGAAUGGGAGAAUGAGAAUGGAGAGUGGAUGUCAUAUCCAUCUUCUAUAUGUCGUAAACUGGAAACUUCCUACUUUACAAAUCCAACAAGCGAUGUGAACAUCACGGCUGUGGGAUGGUUGUACACAGUCCAUCUAUCAAGCAUGGAGCAAGAGCACGACAAAACUGCAGUUGUGAGAAAAGUGAGAAGAAAGGGUGGAGUUGCUGCUGGUCAAGCUGCUGGUGGGAGUAAGAAGAGAACAAGGAGUGCAGCAAAGAAGAAGAAAGUGAAGGAAGAUGAAGAUGAGGAAGAUGAAACAGAAGAUGUUGCAGAUACAGUAAAGUCAGUUGUAUUUCAAGGACGAGCUCCAGUCGAUUCACUUUGUACAUUAAAGCAGUCAAAGGCUCAUGUCUAUUAUGAUGCUGUUGAUGUGUGGGACACGAUGCUCAAUCAAACGAAUUUGAAGAACAACAACAAUAAGUUUUAUAUUAUACAGCUGCUGGAGGAGAAUAGCAAGAGGAGCUACUUUGUAUGGAUGCGAUGGGGAGGAGUUGGUUUCUCCGGCCAAAACAGCUUGGUGGAAUGUGGUUCAGGCAUUGACAAGGCUAAGCAAGUGUUUGAGAAAAAGUUUUUCGAUAAGACAAACAAUCAGUGGAGUGACAGAGCAUCGUUUGUUAAAUGUCCAGGGAAAUAUGAUUUACUGAAAAUUGAUUACACAACACAGGACAAUGAAGGUGAAGACAAAGUCGAUGGCCCUGAAGACACUUCAUCACAAAUCGACAUGAAACCAACCAAACCAACAUCUCAUCUUGACAUUCGACUCCAACAAUUGAUUGAACUAAUAUGCAACGUCAAGGCAAUGGAAGAAACGGUUGUUGAAAUGAAAUACGACACGAAGAAGGCCCCACUAGGCAAACUGACAAAGGAUCAGAUCAAGGCAGGAUAUGCGGCUUUAAAAAGGAUUGAAUCGUGUAUUAGAGCUAAUGAUUAUGGUAAUAGCUUGGUGCGUGCGUGUGACGACUUUUAUACGAGGAUACCACACGCGUUUGGGUAGAGAAGUAGCUGUUGGUUACGAAGGGAUGUUGUGUGUGUGUGUGUGUGUGUGUGUGUGUGUGUGUGUGUGUGUGUGUGUGUGUUUGUGUGUGUGUGUGUGUGUGUGUGUGUGUGUAGGAUGAUGAGGCCACCAACUAUUAGAACAACAGAACAUGUGAAGGCUAUAUAAGAUGAGUUUGUUGGAGGCUCUUGGUGAUAUUGAGAAAGCCAUGCGUGUGAUGAGUGAAAAGGGCCACACAGAUGAGCAUCCAAUUGACAGACAGUAUACUUCACUACAAAGAAGUUGCUGAGUACAAGGGUCUGAUGGUUGUGUCGUUCCUCUCGGUCCAACUUGUGAUACCAAAGUACAUAACCCACACGGCUACACACUCAACUACAAGGAGUACGUCAUAUAUGAAGCAGAUCAAGAUGCGUUAUCUGGUGAAGCUGAGAUUCAAUUUCCAAUAGCUAUCAGCAGUUCAAUACAAAACAACUAAACUUUUGUCUGUACUGUAUCUUCUAUAUACACUAUUUGUACAAUAACUUCCAUGAUAAUGAGUGUUCAUCUUGUAAGAAGAGGCUGAGGUUUGUGUGUCUGUCCUUCACUCGUGGUAUGAUAUCAUGCUGUACAAGUCGACAUAAAUGAACGUAUUGGUGGCUGCUUGACAUCCUGCCACAUCCAGUCAAUGAUGAAAUAUCAGAGAUGAUCAAGUUGAAGUGAACCUAGAGACACAAUCAACGUCUCAUU